AUGUACGGCUCUAUGCCCUUCCUGUCAGCCAUGGCUUGCACCUGCCGAAGGGUUGCCGAGCUGGUUCAAAGUCUCCGGCAUUCAGGUUUCAUUCCUCCACCAGCUGCGUCAACAGUGAGCUUUGCUCUUGCAAGUUCUGCGUCUUCAGCAUCAAGCAAAAACGCCGAUGAGGAUCCCCUCGCCAACACUGACACCGAUAUGGAAGAGGAGUGGGAGUUCCAACUCACACCAGAGAUAAUCCGUCGGCUGCAACUUAUUCCUAUGCAAGAAGCUGCUCCCUCCUUGAGCCAACUUCCGACCGAGCUUAAGCUCGAAGUCUUCAGUUAUCUAGAUCUUAUUGAUUCUACCUGUCUGGGCCUCGCUUCCCCACCCCUCUAUGUGGUUCACCGAGCUAUUCAUGGCACAAAGAUUCCCUUGAACACUCGCCGAGUUGGCCCGAACAGACUUGAAUCUGCCUGGGAGGUUGUCGGGAAGCAAGAGUGCAAGCAAUGUGGUAUUUACCGCUGCGAGCUUCACCAACACAUCAAGACUUGGAUGCCCAAGGAGUUGGAGUACUGCUCGAUGAAGGUCAACUUCGGAUUGCCCGCCAAGCAUGAUGCCGUCCACCAAACCUGCUAUCGAGGAAAGCCCAGCAAACCAAAGCGCUGCGGUCGUCACCCCCUGAGAACAACCUCCGUUCACCAGGACGAUUCAGCAUUCAACCUUCCGUCAGUCUAA
Drepanopeziza brunnea f. sp. 'multigermtubi' MB_m1 is the source of this 717-nucleotide messenger RNA. NCBI's taxonomy places the organism in Eukaryota, Fungi, Ascomycota, Leotiomycetes, Helotiales, Drepanopezizaceae. The record is from RefSeq and is a predicted model, not a curated record.